Molecule: messenger RNA, 939 nt
Organism: Lodderomyces theae
Lineage: Eukaryota; Fungi; Ascomycota; Pichiomycetes; Serinales; Debaryomycetaceae
Exons: 1
Coding region: 1-939 (312 amino acids)
Source: RefSeq, a predicted model, not a curated record
AUGACAACUGAUUCGCCAGAUGAAGGCAUACUCAAAUUCGUCUUGUUCCAACUGAAACAUGUCAAAUUGUACAACCUACCUCGUAAUUUACUAAGUCAACUCAAAACGGGCAGUGGAAUUGACGAACAAGUUGAAUGCCUAUGGACAGGUUCUGUCAACUUGGUACGAGAAAUCAAGCAGGACAACUUGCAAAGAAUUAAACACGAUGAUCCCCAUACCAUUCCUGCAUUCACCCACCACCGAUUGAAAUUAGAGUUUGUGGGCUCAAAUUCAAAUGACGACAAUCUAUGGGGCGAGACGUGGUAUGCGCCAAUCAACAAAAACCUCAGAGCUGAGUUGGGACUAGAGCCGAAUAAAGAGGAUAUAGACACGGAAGUCGAGACUAGCCACGUGAAGAUGGAACAGAUUAUCGCUAUUGCUAAUGAUGGCACCGAUACCAUCCGUGAACUCUCGUAUGAAUUGGGCAUUGUGUCAACACAGUGGUUUAGAGUAAUUGUCCAAUUGCCUCACUCCGGGUACCAUCCAAAAAUCAGUGAUGCGCCAGAUGGGUCGUUUGAGGAGAAGAGCGAUGAUGGUGAUGAUGAUGACGAGAAAAAUGUGGUGCAGCAGGUGGCUUUACUUCUACGGUUCAAACAUGAUUUCGAAUCAGAUGAGUUUUUGGAACAAUUAGAAAAUUACAAUAUGAGAUACGAUCAUUUACAGCGACAAUACUAUUAUGACAAAUGGGCAGAGAUUUUGGAUCAAGAUACGGUUCUGAAUGGUGAUGAUGCUGAUGAUGAUGCUGAUGAUAAAUCCAAAGAGUCCGAGUUAGAUACAGGUGCUGAGGAUUUGAGUUUAGCUGAUAAUGAAAAUAACUACGAGGCCAAAGAUGGACAAGAACAUGCAGAAGUAAGCUCAGACAGUGAAGACGACGAUUUUGGUGAUUUUGUAAGUAAAUAA